Molecule: messenger RNA, 2310 nt
Organism: Peromyscus eremicus (cactus mouse)
Lineage: Eukaryota; Metazoa; Chordata; Mammalia; Rodentia; Cricetidae
Product: zinc finger protein 14-like
Exons: 5
Coding region: 490-1758 (422 amino acids)
Biological process (GO): negative regulation of transcription by RNA polymerase II; regulation of immune system process; regulation of cytokine production
Source: RefSeq, a predicted model, not a curated record
GGUUCUUUCCCUCCGCCAUGCUGCGGGUUCUGCUCCGUAUCUUAAGCAGCCAUCGCGUGGUCUCGUGUGCUUCGUUGUGAGCGCCACUGUGGGGAGCUGUGAGGGGAGCGCGGACGAGCUCGGCGGCCGCGCCAUGGUCUGCCAGGGGGUCUCAGGAAGGACUAACUGAGGCAGGAAGACCCUUUCGUAUAGUGGGUGGCACUUUGAGUGUGACCUCAGUAGAGAGAAGUCCAAAGAAGAAGCAGUGUUGCUCUCCUGCCUGCCUUCACUUCUUGCUGGUGAGUGCAUCUGUCCAUUGCUGCUGCUGCUACUGCUGCUGCUGUUCCGCCGUUGCCACCGCCACCACAUCCUUCACUGACAUUGGAACCCAGCUUCUUGGACCUUCCAGUGUGGACUGAAGAGCAGAAGCUGUCCAGGUGUGCUCUGGGCCUUUGGCACCUGAUUGAAGCUCUUGAGGCUUCUAGUCAUCGUGGAUGGAGCUUCUCCAUCAUGGAGACAGCCAUUGUUGGACUGUGCAGGCUGGAUCAGGAUCUGGUGAGCUUUGAGGAUCUGGCCGUGAACUUCACCCAGGAAGAGUGGGAUUUGCUAGAUCCUUCUCAGAAGAUUCUGUAUGGAGAUGUGAUGCUAGAAACCUGCAGGAACUUCACUGCCAUAGGAUAUGAAUGUGAAGACCAGAAAAUUGAAGAACAUUAUGAAGAUCCUGAAGUAAAUAUAAGGCACAUCAUAUCUCACUCUGAAUAUACACAGUAUGAACCUGAGGACUGUGAACAGAAGCCACAGGACUCUAAUUAUCUUACAAGGAUAGAAGGAUACACGGAAACUCACACUGUGAAUGGACCUUCUGAGUGUGAGGUAUGUUUAAAAUCCUAUGGACUAUAUCACCUCACUUACAAUGGACAUCACAACUAUGAAUACAAGGAGUGUGGAGGAAGCCAAACUGUACGAAAAUGUUAUGAAUGUAACCAAUGUGGUAAAACUUUGAGUUCUUUCAAUUCUCUUCAAAGACAUCAGAAAAUUCAUAUUGAAGAAAGACCAUAUAAGUGUCAACAGUGUAGUAAGGCCUUUAGAUGUCUCAAUGCCCUUCAGUCACAUGAAAGAAUUCAUACUGGAGAAAAACCUUAUGAAUGUAAACACUGUGGUACAGCUUUUAGCAGACUUACUCACCUGCGAUUACAUGAAAAGGUUCAUACUGGAGAAAAACACUAUGAAUGUAAACAAUGUGAUAUAGUUUUCAAAUCUCAGAGUUCCUAUCAUAGACAUAAAAUAAUGCAUGGAGAAACAUUUUAUAAUUGUAAAGAGUGUGGUAAGUCUUUCAUUUACCCCUCUUUACUUCAAAUGCAUGAAAGAACUCAUACAGGUGAAAAGCCUUAUGAAUGUAAACUAUGUGGGAAAGCCUUUAGAUACCAUUCUUCCAUACGAUUACAUGAAAGAACUCAUACGGGAGAAAAACCCUAUGAAUGCAAACACUGUGGUAAAGCCUUUACACGUCAGAGUUAUCUUCAGUUUCAUGAAAGAAGCCACACUGGAGAGAAACCCUAUGAAUGUAAAGAAUGUGGUAAAGCUUUUAGGCAUCACUCUUACCUUCGAUUACAUGAAAGAAGACAUACUGGAGAGAAACCGUAUCAGUGCAUACAGUGUGGCAGAUCCUUCAGCCGACAGAGUUCCUUUAAGAGACAUCAGUCUGUUCAUGCUGUGGAAAACCCCUAUAAGUGUCAACAAUAUCUACUUCCUUUAUCCCUGUUUCCUUCAAAUGCAUGAAAGAACUUACACCAGCACCAAACCUUCUGCAUGUGAACAAUGUGAUAAAAUGCUUAUCCUAAUUCACAUAAAACACACAUAAGGACUCAAAAUAGUGAUGAGUCUUUAAACAAUGUAGUAUAGCCUUCAGGGGCCACAGGGACUAUAGAACCCCACCACCUGGAAGCAGUUACCAAAGAUGAUAUCUCCUGCCCUUCAGCCUCCCAUAAAAGUUUGUGGACAUCAUGUAUCUCAGAGAGAAGUAAUACAGGAAGAAGACCAGAAAAGAAUGACUGUGAGCCACAGUAACUUAUCUCCAGAGCCCAACAACCAAGAAAGGCCAGCACUUGAACUUUGGGGACCAUCUUGAGGUUAUAGAACCUUUUCUAGCAAACACAGGAAAUCAUUCCCUAUAAUCACUAGAAGAUAGGUCUGCCCUUUUAAUGAACUCUCCUUUUUUAAUGAAAAUUUAUGGAUUCAAACAGAGGUACACACUUGAGUCCGCUCCUAUUCUGUGGAAUGUAUUCUAUGCUGUUAUUCUCAAGUUCAGUAAAUCUACAUAUACUCUCAGUA